Molecule: messenger RNA, 692 nt
Organism: Ochlerotatus camptorhynchus
Lineage: Eukaryota; Metazoa; Arthropoda; Insecta; Diptera; Culicidae
Exons: 3
Coding region: 47-586 (179 amino acids)
Source: RefSeq, a predicted model, not a curated record
UCGAGAUUCUGUUCGGUUUACACAUUCUUCGAUUUUGUUAUUUUUCAUGCAUGUUUUUUUAAAUUUGCAAUUGAUUGCAUUUGAUAAUUUUCAUUUAGAAGCAAAACUGUUGCAUAUUACUGUUUGCCAAAGCAAGGAAAUAAUUAAAAUGGGGGACCCUGUCAACAUUCCACAGAAAAUUGCAAUCCGUCGUCGGUCAUCGUUAUUUUUGUCUGAUGCCUCUGCUUCAGCUUCACCACUUCCUUUCAAACCGAGCUACGAAAAACAGUUGAAGAAUGAGAUCGAUAGUUGGAGCCGGUUGGUACGGAGCAAAAUCCAAGAAAUAAACGAGCACAAGAAGAACAACAUUGAACUGGACGUUUCCCUACUGUCGGACGAGCAACGACGUUAUCUAAAUGCGGGGCCCAUUUUAGACGACUACGUACAGGAAGCCAAUGCCUUCGGUAUUCUGGUAGAACGUUACAUCCAGCGGAAGUCUUUCCUAGCUCGGCGUUACGAACUCAUUCUAAGCGAAGCUCGUGCCCAGCUCGACAACAAAGCAGUGGAUCUUAUAGAAACGCAGUUGCUUUCGGAGAAGUUGGAAUAAAGCAGACAGUAGUUUCGUUAAUUUAUUGUGUAUUUCUUAAUGGUAAUGCUUUGUAAGUUGAUAAGAUUGUUGUAGAUUAUCUCCAAAUGCAUGCUUGUUCAUGUUU